Messenger RNA from Xenopus tropicalis (tropical clawed frog), 1881 nucleotides. RefSeq lists its product as uncharacterized. Lineage: Eukaryota; Metazoa; Chordata; Amphibia; Anura; Pipidae. The transcript is spliced from 8 exons. The record is from RefSeq and is a predicted model, not a curated record. The coding region runs from base 78 to 827 and encodes 249 amino acids.
GUGGCAACCGGAAGUGCGGGGAGAGCGGGAGCGGAAGGGAGUCAGUCAGUCUCUGAGAGAGAGAGAGAGAGAGGGAAAUGUCGGGCGGAGGGAUGAGCAGUAUCGAGGCGGUGAAACGUAAGAUCCAGGUGCUGCAGCAGCAGGCGGAUGAGGCGGAGGAGAAAUCCGAGCGGCUCUGCCGGGAUCUGGAGGGAGAGAAACGGGCCCGGGAGACGGCUGAAGCCGAGGUUGCCUCUCUGAACCGCCGUAUCCAGUUAGUAGAGGAAGAACUGGACCGGGCCCAAGAGCGCCUCUCUACUGCACUACAGAAACUGGAGGAGGCAGAGAAGACGGCUGAUGAAAGCGAGAGGGGGAUGAAGGUGAUUGAAAACAGAGCCCUGAAAGAUGAGGAGAAAAUGGAGCUGCAGGAAAUCCAGCUGAAAGAAGCCAAACAUAUAGCAGAAGAAGCAGACAGGAAAUAUGAGGAGGUGGCCCGGAAGCUGGUCAUUAUCGAGGGGGACCUCGAACGCACGGAGGAGCGGGCAGAACUGGCCGAGUCCAAAUGUGCCGAGCUGGAGGAGGAGCUGAAAAAUGUCACCAACAACCUGAAGUCCUUAGAGGCUCAGGCUGAGAAGUACUCCAAAAAGGAAGAUAAAUAUGAGGAGGAAAUCAAGAUUCUGACUGACAAGCUCAAAGAGGCUGAGACCAGAGCGGAGUUUGCCGAGCGGUCCGUGGCCAAGCUUGAGAAGACCAUCGAUGAUUUGGAAGAGCGACUGUACUGCCAAAUGGAGAAGAACCGGCUUCUCUCCUGUGAGCUGAAGGUCACCCUUCAUGACCUGUGUGAUUGAGCCCCGGCUCUCCGUUCCCAUCCGGGGGCCCCCCCGCGAGUCUGGGCGGCGGUGGGCGGAGCGUACGGGGCAAGGGGGCGGCGGCUAUGGAACUGUACCUUGUGGCAUGACUUCCCUCUUGUUGUAUCUCUAAGGAAUGGAACUGAUUUGUCUCCUCUGUGCCGGGGCCCCUCCCCACGUAUUAAUAAGGUGCAUGCCUAUUGGCCCCCGGGGGCAGGAACAGCUUCUCUAUUCGUUACCUCCGUGGGGAACGGUCACUGUAGCUCCUCAGUUUGUGGGAGUUCCAAAAUGGCCGCCACCGUUAUAUCCCUUUUCAUCAGAAAGGCAUUAGCGCUGACCUUGGCCUCGUACCCCUUUGGGGUUCUGUAGGUUGGGGGGCCACUGUAGAGCCUUCUGGGGUUACUAUGUAAAGUAGUAACUUUUUAUUGCACUUUAAGAAGAAAGAGCGCCACCUGCUGACGUACCCACAGUAAGGGCAGUAAUGUAGCUAUGGGGGCAGGUAGCCCCCUCUAUUCCUUAUGGUGAAGCCUGUGGCCCUAUUAUAUAACGGGGUGUUGCACAUAGGCCACGUCAUAUACAUUUUAUAUAAGAAGUUCCCUCCCACCUGUGUAAUCAUUGGGCGGGGCAAGGUCUUUACUUCCUGCCUGGCUAAAACACAGCAGUCCAGUCUUGCUUUACGGCAGGGAUUCUGAAUCGGUUCAGACCUGUAGUCUCCCUUUAUACGUAUCAAACCCUGUAGCUACUCGGUCACUGGCCGGGGGUCAGCGGGUUUAGACUGCCCGACGCUCUCGUGGAAUCUCGUAUGAUAGUGGCAGAACGUUCUCUCAUACAAUAGUAGUAUGAGUGCUACCGGCCCUUUAAGACACGGGUGCAGGCAGCAGCAUUGCGUCCGUCCCAGCAUGGGGGGGGGGGUAACUAGGAACAAGGCAGCCCCUUCAUACUGUGUUGUAUUAGUGCCUGUGCCAAGCUUGUACCCUGCGCCGCCCUCGCGUGUUGGCAUCUUUACUUGCCCUUUACUUGGAAAUGACCUAAUAAAAUCCCGUGUUGAAAUGCA